Molecule: messenger RNA, 10630 nt
Organism: Xyrichtys novacula (pearly razorfish)
Lineage: Eukaryota; Metazoa; Chordata; Actinopteri; Labriformes; Labridae
Source: the annotation of a GenBank genome assembly
AUGACACGUGAGGAAGAUCUCAUCCGAAUUGCCAAAAAACUAGACAAGAUGGUGUCUAGAAAUAACACGGUGAGUCCGUAUUUUGGCACCCACAGGUGGCGCGUUAUCUCGCUACCUCGUGUUGUGCAGAAGGCCCGUGAACGCUUCUUGUCGAUAUGGAGACGGUUUACCUCGCAUAAACGUUGAAGAAAAGCGGUAACCUCGUCCGUUCAUGUGUGUUUGGAGGGUCUGUGUCGCUGUAAUUUGAACCUGACGGUGCUAUAACAAACGAUCAACAGGUGUUUGGCGCGUAUUUGCACUUCGCCUGCAGGACGUGGAGUUCCCUGCGAGUCUGUGGCAAAAGUUGGAUCGAGUUUAGUCGGCUUAUCGAUAAGUUUGUGUGAAACUUUUGCAGGUGGUCGUAUUCGGUUUGAGCAAUAAUGCAAAGGUAAACAACGCGGCAAAGGUCGACUCUGCCUCUGUGUGUGUGCGCGCGUGCGUUUGAGCGCGUGUGUGUGAGUGAGUGUGUUGUGACUGACUGCAAACAGGACGCUGUUUCAUGGCGCUGGUGCACAGUUGGAGUAGCAUUUGCUGCAGACGAUAGUGUCACAGUCAGCAAAACUACAAGCUGUAAAGUACAGAUUGAGGCAAACGGACAGUAAAAACAUAUUUCCAUGAUGUUUAAUCUUCUUUUUACAUCGUCACAGCACAUUUAUUAAUAAAAAGAUCAAAAGAUUUAAAGUGGUUUUUGUUUUAAUUCUGUUUGUUUGUUUUCAGGAAGGUGCCAUUGACCUGCUGAGGGAACUAAAGGGUUUCAAUAUGACUCUCAAACUCCUUCAGGUUAGCAGAUUAGUUACUAUAUUAUAGCCCUGUGUUUCUAUCUUUUUACCCCUCCCCAACACACAUGCACACACGUGCACACACACCACCACCAAAUACAAUCUAAAGCUCCUGUAAGGAGUUUAUAGGACUUUUAACCCUAGAGCAUUAUUGCAAAUUAGUAACACCAUUACUAUCGCAGGGUGAUUGAGGAAAAAGUACCUGUCAUCAAAUUAUAUUAAAAUAGGACAAUACAUGACAAAUUAAAGUAGUUUUCUUUUAUUUUUAACUGUGCAAUGUCCAAAGGUAAGAAAGAAUGUGCAAAAUCACGUAAACAUGUUUGGUCGGGUGAAAACUACCUGGUGAUAGUGUUCUAGGGUUAAUAAGAACCGUAACACUCCUAGAGGGAUUUUUUUGACAUUUGCGAAAUUGAUUGAAAUUCAUAGUGAUGCUUAUCUGUGCUAUCCAAAGAGAUUUGUAAUAUUUAUAUGUUAAUUUUUAAUGCCUGAAAGCAGUGUGACAGGGUAGGUGUCAACCAUGCAGGAAAAACAGCCCUUUUUAAAAAUGUUUCAAUCAAGUAUUAACAAUAAAUGAAUCACUCCGCUGUUUAAGGUGAGCAAGAAAGUUUUUUUUAUUUUUAUUUAAAAAAUCACUACUGUACCACGUAGAGGACAAGUUAUGCAAAGACACACCUCCUAAGCUAAUCAUUUAGCAAUGAUUUCUGCUGUUCCUGUAAGAAUAAAGUGCAGUGAGAUUACUUACAAACAAAAAACAAAAACAGCCAAUAGUAAAAUUUAAGCAUGUGCAGGACAAACACAGCAAAGAGCUAACAUGUAGGCAUACAAGUCUGUCCACAAGUACCAAAAUCAACCCAAAAAGUUCCUUACUGAAGCUUUAAAAAUGCAAGCAAAGAUGACACAUGAUUCACAAUUUAAUUUGCAUUUCUUUGUGUGUGUUUGUUUUAGGAAACAAGAAUUGGCAUGUCUGUGAAUGGCAUCAGGAAACACUGCACGGACGAGGAAGUCAUCGCCCUGGCAAAGGUUCUCAUUAAAGACUGGAAAAGACUUCUGGGUACUCUUCUUCUUGACCUGAUGCAUGAUUUACAGUUGUUCAGAAUUCACUGAGGUUUUUCAUAGUGAUAUAUCCUAAUAAAUCAAUACAUUCAUAAACGAUUUGCUGUCCUAAUUCAUCCAACACUCCACAGACUCGGGAAGCUCUCAUGCUGAAAAACCAUCAGACAUGAAGAACGGUUUGGACUCCAGCAAAGCCGUGACAUCUCCUCCUAACAGCCCCCCCUCUGACACACAGAGCAGGUCAGUGCAGGGAUGUUUCAUAUGACCUUUUCCUUUCAUUUGUAAGCACACCUUACUUUUAUCACAUUUAAAUGGCCAAUACUGAUAAUAAGAGAGCAGGGUGACUGCUGGUCGAUACAUGCUGAUAUUUCCUUGUUGAUUUUUACUCUGCAUUUGACAAAACAGAAAAAUGUAACUGUACUUACAAAUGAGAAACAAAAUUGCUGAAUUUGAGUAAAAAUUCUAUCAAACUUAUUUAGAGGAGACAAUAUUUGGCUCUGUGAAGUAUUGCCACAAGGGUCUUUUGGUUGUCAUCCAGCUAUCUGAAUUUAUCAAGAAAGGAAAAAAAUACAAAGCAAAUAUUAGGGUCCAAAUAAAAAAGAAAAAUUAAAAACAUGUCAAAUUAUGUUAUUCUAUGUGUAUUAAAAUCUAAAAUACACAGUAACCUUUGUGAGUAACAUCUUUGAGACAGAUUUUUAAUGAACUGAUGAAAAGGGAAAUACAUUGAGUUAUGCUGUAAACUUCAGAGUUAACCCACUGAGCAAUAGACGGCUAUUAGCCGUCUAGUUUUCUUUAGACCCUAAUUUCAACUGUCCAGAUUUUGUAUAUUUUUAGACAGAAUUUAGACGUUACACUUUAACCCAUUAUUUGAUAACUAUUUAUUUUAAAAAGCAACUAUGAGUUGCAUAACUGAUCUCCAAGUACUUAACCAAAAUAAUUAUGAUAGCCAUUGAGCAAUAUACAGUUUAGUAUAGAUAUAGCCCAGAUUUAGACUUGCUCUAAACUUGGUCUAAAUUUAGACGUCUAAAAAUCGUUCAUUUUUAGACCUGUGGUAGCCUGAUUUUAAACCAGUCGUCAAGGCAACAUUUAGACGUCUAUUAGACCUCUUUAAGACCAAAAAAUGCUCAGUGGGAUACUAAAUGCUGAUUACAUCAAAAUGCCAAUAAUCAGUAUCAUUAAUCAGUCUGUCUUUAAUGGGGAUGGUUUGUGUUUUCUGAAGUGGGGUUGUGUGAGGUACUGGUCAAAAAUAAUUGUCUUACCCACAGGGGAUGCUGGUCAGCUUGGCCCCUUCAUUAACAAACCUGCUGGAGAAAGUGGGUGAAAUCAAGGCUAUCAACAGUAAGAUGGGGUCAAUGCUUCUGCAGGGUUUAGCUAACUGUAAGGAAAAAUCUAAUUAGGUAAUUGGUAAAAAUGAGCUAAUCAAAUCAAACUGAUACUGGUGUUUAAGUGAUGGUCUGUUCAGUAAAUCAGUGCUUCACUCAGCUGCCAGAAGGUCAUGCUAGUUUAAUAUUAUUCACAGAUGCAGCUUACAUGUGAUCGUGUAGAACUGUCCCAAUCUGUGUGGGGUGACACACUUCCUGUUGACAAGUACCUCACAUCAUCCCUCUUCAAAACACCUGAACUAAUCCUUUAAUUCAAGAAACAGGCAAAAGUUUGCACAGCCCUAGACAAACAGUAUUUAUACAUGUUCAGUCAUGUACCACUAAAAUAGCCGCCUUUAAAAUGAUGUGACAGAAGAUUUCUCAAAAACCACAAAAGAAUCUGAAAGGUAGAAGAAAAUGAUCAUCAGUAACACACCACAGUCUGCCCCGAGGAUUACUCUGAAGCAGGAAAAUGAAUAUUUGCUUCAGGAUGAUGUAAAAUGAUGUAAAGACCAUCUAUGUUUUUGUGCUAAAGGAGAUUUAAAUCUCUCCAUUUUACCUCAGUUUCUUCGAUUUUCAUCAUCAUUUUAUUUUGAAGAAGUAUAAUAUCCUACCCACUGAUGGCUGGUUUCUAUCAUUCUGGCAUGUGCUGUUUUUCCUCAGAGUGAAAAAGAUAUAUUUAUUUCUGGCACAAGCAGUCAAUAUCAGGGAUAUCCAAAUCUUUUCAUUUCAAAGACAAGAACAAAUGCAGAAAAAGGGCAGAGGGUUUUCAUACAAACCUAAAAAAUUAAAGCAAAUUAAAAGAAAAACAAAUAUUUGUUUGGUUGGUCGUCUUCAGUGAAUUUAUCCAGUCUCCUAAAAAGAUUUGAAAUCAUCUCUCACGUGUUCUGUAAACUGUUCACUGGAAUUUUGUUAAACUAAAACGAAACUAAAAACUUCACUAAAAGAAAAGGAGAUACACCUUCUGUUGCAGCUGAUCAGAUUGGAUAUGAGUAUGAGAGGAAGUACUUUAUCAUCUUGCAAUUUAAGAAAUGAGACAAUGCGGCUUAAGUUGUAAAAAACAAACCUGCUCUAGGUAAAACACAUGACUGUUCCCUGGCUCAUGAACAGAGGUAAAAAGUUUGACGUCUUUGUUUCUGUUAGUCACAGGAGACUGGAUGUCAAACCCAAACAGGACACAGAUCCUGACAGAAAACACCCUGAUUUAAACAGAAAAGAAAAAGACAAUGAUGAGCACAUAAACAAAAAGAGAAACACAGAUGACCCUGGCUUUCUGAAGCACCUGGACGAGCCCCAAAAUGAGAAGAAUUCCCAAGAAAUCAGAAGAGAGAAGCAUUUAGAAGAACUCAAAAAACACCGAGCUGGAGAAAAUCACAAAGUGGAAACUGAUAACAAGAAACAUAAGCAUGUUCAGGACCUGCAAAAUGAGAAACACAAGCCCGAACCAACGAGGGAAAGGCUUUUUGAAGAACCGAAAAAGAUGCGGCUCAUGGAGGAAGUGAAAAAGGAAAAACAACACGAGGAGGUGAAGAGGCACAGCUACACAGAGGAGAUGAAGAGAGAGAAACACAGAGAAGACAGCAGGCAUGAGAGGCCGACAAACAGUCUGCAGAGGCCGCCGUGUGAGAAGCUCGCAGACAUUCAUAGACCGUUAUUUGAAAGGUGAGAGGUGACGGUCAAAAACAAAUAAUCUUUACCAAAGAGUGUCACCCAGCAGAGCUUCAGACUGACUGAUUUAUUUCAGGAGGGGAGUUUUGGACAGCAGCAUUCUGUAUCCCACUCGGUUCCCCUCUCCUCGACCUGAACGGCCUCCCCUGCCGAUUAAACGCCCCUCUGUGGACCCGAAAAAAGAAAGGUCAGGACUCGUGUUUCACCCAAUCAUCAGAGCAUGGCAGACUGGAUUGUGUCUGCAUAACUGAACUGACUGAAUCUCUGAUUUGCACCGAAAUGUGUUCCUUCAGUUUUAUAUCCUCACUCUCACUGACAGGAAACUAUGUGUGCAUGCUGCAUGCUGUGACCGGAUCUCAGGUGUGCCAUCAUUCAAUAAGUUGACAUUACGCAUGGACAGCAUGACGCGUUAUCUAAGAUUCUUGACUUACCCUGACUUUAAGUCGUAACGUUUGCUCAGGAAGGACCAUAAAGACUCCUCCUCCAGACCUCCUCGUCCUCGCCCAUCCUCUCCUCCAGCGAAGCGUCUUUCAUUAGAAGUAAAGAAAGAGAGGUCAGGCAUGCUCUGGUGCACGUCUCUGGAGUGAUUUUAGAGUUUAGUGCAAGGAUUUGUUACAUUGCCCUCAUAUCAGUGUUAAUUUCUGCAUCAGGAAAAUUCCACUGGACCCAAACGCCCCCAUUGCUCCUCUUCCUCUCCACCUCCAUCCUCCUCCACCACUCAGGUCUGCACUUGCAUGCUUCCUGCGUUGCCUCAUAAGAAUAUCACCACCCUAAAGCUUUUCAGCUCAGCUAAGUGGUGCAUUUUCUAUCCAGAAAAGAACCUCCUGACCCAAAUGCUCCUCUUCCUCCACUUCCUCUUCACCUUCACCCCCCACCUCCUCCUAAGCGUACCUCUCUGGACGGGAAAAAGGAGAGGUCUGGAUCUCAUAAAUUUCAUUAUUCUGGCUGGGAUUAUUGUGGAAAAAAAUACACUGAGUUUUUCCUUCUCUGCAUUGAAUCCUUGUGUUGUUUGCCACAGCAGGAAGGAGUCAUCAGACUGUAAACCCUCAGCACAUAAGAAGGCAUCAGAUCGAGAAGAAAAGAUGGUGAAGAAAGACAGGUUCAGGAUCUGGAAAUUAUUCAGCCUCUCAUUCAUCCUUGACUAAAUGACGUUUGUGUUGUCUUUGGUGGAUCAGUGACUCCGACUGUAAUAUCUGUUUCUUGUUUGUACGAGAAAUAUUGACACAGUGCAGCGUCAGUAUGAUAUGUUAUGCCGUUAAGAGAGUUCCUGUUUUCUUCUUGCAGGAAAGACUCAUCAGAUAGCAAAGCGCCAAAAAAACACUCAGAUGAAGCCAAGAGAGAAAGGUUGGCGAGACAUGAGUGUGAAAAUGUGGUGUGGUUCAGACUUAAGUUUCCUCAAAAGGCUUUCUGAUGGUUUCAAAGCGUGAAGAACUUUCUAUUCCACGAAUUUAUCAACCUGUGAGAGGAUUUGUUUGGGAGUAAAACCGAUGUCUCCUUUUGUCAGGAAAGAUUCAGGUGAUUCUAAACCACAGCCUCCAAAAAAGCCCAGUGUGGAUGUCAAAAAAGAAAAACAAAGGUGUGCAGAAGCAGGACAUUGAAAUCCACUCUCCAAUACAUUUUUUGUAUCAGAGAGACUCUUUGGUUUUCUUUUGCAUAAAUGAUUUACACACUACAAAAUUUGCACUUUUUGUUUUUAGGAAAGACUCCUCUGACUCAAAACCUGCCCAGGCUGUGAAACGCCCGUCCACUGACGCUAAACCUGACAGGUAGGUCUGGUAUCUGGUAUGCACUUCAGAUCUCAAUCUCACCUGAAAAAGAAAUAAAAACUCAUCGCAGGUUCAAACAAAGUCUUUGUUACCGUAGACGAGAAUCUACUGAUUCAAAGAAAAGCAGCUCACCACCACCAGCAAAGAAGCUAACAGCUGAAAGGUAACUACCACAGGAGAGGAGAGAUGAUUGUCCAUUAAAUUUACAUGAUCAUAAUAAUUCUGACUUUAAGAAUUUACAGGAGAGAGUCUCACGGAUCCAAGACCUCCCAGCCUGGACCACCAACAAGGAAACCCUCUACUGACAGCAUUGAAAGGUUUGCGAACACUUUUGUGUGCGACACUGAAAGUGAUUGCAGCUUUAUUUCACUCUAUGCUGACGACACAAGAUCAGUGUAUGCAGUCCAGCAGAAGUGCAAAGUCUUAAGGUCCUUACACACCAGCGAAUUUGCAGAGCGAAGCGAAAAAGUGAGACGAAAAUGCGAAAAUAUUCGCCGGUCCGAAAAAUCGCUUUCGCUUUUACACACCGGGUGACCACUCUGUGGUACACUCUCCCCCAUCGUUGCUCUUGGUGCCAGUGGUGGUGUGUGUCGUGUGAACUGCAGCCGCAUGGGUCUGUGACGUCAUCAACAACAUGACUUUUGAUUGGCCAGAGGUCUAGCAGGUCCAGAUAUUCGCCCGAAAAAUUCGACAAAAGAGUGAAAAAAUAAAAGACACUUUUCGCCCCAUGGAAAAAUCGCCGCUGGUGUGGAAGCUUCCAUUGACUUUAUGCUGUUUUAAAAAAAGGUGAAUAAAGGCGAAUAAUUGGCCUGGCGAAUUCGCGCCCGGUAUGUAGGGACCUUUAGAUCAAUGCUGUUGAUUUGCAGAAUUAUCGGAUUUGUCUGCUGCAUCUCUUCAGCUCUGAGAGAGCUGCUGUACUGUUCAGUUCAAACUAUUUAGAGCAGCCUACAAAAUAACAGUGUUGUACAGUCUCUCGUGUUGUUUUUAGCGGCCUGCUUUAAUUUUAGUUUAAGUCUAGUCUUUGUGUCAAACUGUCAUUUUAGUCUUUACUAGUUUUAGUCACGUUCAAACUCAUUUGAACUCAAACUCACUAAAACUCUGAGCAUUUUAGUCUAGUUUCAGUCAGAAUAACCCAGACUAUUUUAGUCUAGUUUUAGUCAAUGACUUUGAUCUUUUUUUAGUAUUGUAAUUCUGUUUAACUCAGUUAAUUUAGUAUAAUUACCUAGUAUAGUAUAGAAUAGAUAAAGCCCAAAUUUUACUUUUGGUGCAACCUGGCCAUGACUCCAACUCGCCCAAAAAGUCUUUGCCCACCGCAUCUAAAAAUACUGUGAGUUAGGGGAUUGAGGAUGUGACAUCACCUGCGUCUGAGCAGGGCAACGCGCAGCCGAGGAAACAGAAAACAAUAGCAAUGCGACUGAACAAUUUCGUCUUGUCUCGUUUUAGUCAACGAAAAAGAAGAGACAUUUUAGCGGAGUUUUUAUUUUGUGAACCACGUUUAUUCUUGUUUUUAUUUGUCAACAAUAUUGCAUUUUAUAUGUAGUUAUAGUUAUCAUCACAAGACCACCAUUUACAUUUCGUCUCUUCUCGUUUUCGUCAAGUGAUUGAAGUUUGUUGAUGAUGAUAUUUCCUCAUAAUUUUUGUUGACGAAAGCAACAUUAGCAGUAUCUUUGCAGCUUGACCUCUGAAUGAGAGUAAAAGGGAAAUAAAAGAUAGGAAUAAAAAAUUGUGAAUAAGGUAGGGAAUUAAAAUGCUCUGUGAUUGAUAAGAAGUCCAGAGAUGAAAUGCUAAAAUAAAAGGUACACUUACUGUAUGUAAAGAUACAAACAUUAAAGGAUGAUGGAAUAACUGAGGUCAUACCAGACUCAGCACAAAGACUAUGACUCUUUGAUUGUUUUUUUCCUUUUUUUGCAGAAAGGGCAAAAUAGACACCCCUAAAACUCCCACCACCCCUACCAGCCCGUUAUCACCCAGCUUCAGUUCUGCUGGGGGUCCACUGUCCCCUCACCUCUCAACCGGAGAAACCAUCAGAGACAAAUGCAUUGAGAUGCUGGCAGCAGCUCUGAAGACUGACAGUGAGGAUGAGAUUACAAUCAUUUAGAGCCUCUCACAGAUACAGUUAUUAGUGUGGAGCCGUGUGAGAAACCCACAGAGAUUUCCACAUUUUGGAGAAAGUGUUUUCUUUUCUCUUCACAGAUGACUACAGAGACUUUGGAACCAACUGUGACAGCAUGGCUGCAGAGAUUGAAGAUCAUAUCCUUCAUUUGAAUGAAUUUAUUGUCUGUCGUGGUGGUUAGACAAGUUCAUUCUGUGAUGAGCCACAUCAUAAUGAGUUUAUUCAUCAUCAUUGCUAUGAUCCUUGACUGUACAGUUGCACAUAUCUACCAGGAGAUCAAGGCCACUGAUAUGAAAUAUAAAAACAGAGUCCGCAGCCGCAUCAGCAACCUAAAGGACCCAAAGAACCCCGGACUUCGCAGGAAUGUCCUCGCAGGAAGUAUUGAAUUAAGUCGCAUCGCCAGCAUGUCUGCUGAGGUACAGGACACUGUAGCUGCACGCCUAACUCGCCUAACAUAGACUGUAUAUACUAUGGACAACUUGGUUCUGCCACCCGCCAGUAUGAGGAUUUGAAGCCGAAAAGCUCUCAGUAAUUCUGCGUUUUUUCUCCACUUCCUGAAACCAACAUUGCGCAGUAGCGUUGUACGCACUCCACCACUUGUACAGUAGCAUUGUACGCAUUCUGCGGGAGAGUCGCAGAGAGUCGCUGUGAUGACGCUUAGCUCAAACAGCGGAUCCCCCGGGUGAGCUACGCAAUUUUCAUACGCCCAUAGGCUGUAUCAAGUGUCAGUCAUAGAAAACAUGAACCCCCUAAUAACUUUUAAAAAAUGGAGCUGUACAGAAAAAAGAGGACUUGAGCACAAACCAGUCUUACAAUAACCAAAUGUCAACAUCACAAGCAGGGGGGAGAAAAAAUUAUAUUCUGUGUAAUAAAUUUAUAGUUUGUCCACAACUCCAUAGGCUUGCUGGAGGAGGCGGGAUUUAUGACCUAUACUGCAGUCUGUUACUAGGAGUGGCUUCACCCAGCGAGGACUCAAACGCUGUCCAUUCUAUAUACAGUCUAUGUUCCUAACUUCCAUGAUUGCACAUCACUAACUGUGUUUCACUCACGCCUCUGCUCUGUUUUUUUCACACCUGUGUGUUUCUGCAGGAGAUGGCCAGUGAUGAGCUGAAACAGCUGAGGAACGUUCUCACCCAGGAGGCCAUCAGGGAACACCAAAUGGCCAAAACAGGGGGCACCACCACCGACCUGCUGCAGUGCGGCAAGUGCAAGAAGAAGAACUGCACCUACAACCAGGUAAUAAAGAGAUACACGUGAAGAACAUUUGCACAACAUGAAACCUUCAGAGAGAGAAAAUGCAUCUUUUUGAUGAGGAAGGAAAGAAGGAAGGAAGGAGAAAACUAUGAACAGAAAUCCUUGUGAUCAGGCUGCAAAGUUUCAGUGAUUGCUGUGUGAAAUAUAAAUGACCAUUUAUUCUGGAUUCUUCUCAAGAACAAGUUUCUUGCUCAGUGACGGAUUCAAUUCUCAGCAGCUGUCAGAAUCAGAGGCGGUACAAAUGACUGUGUAGUAAACGCUAAAUGUCCUGUGAUAUAUCCAGCUGUUGUUUCCGUUUGUCUGUAAAUGAUGUGUGUUCGCUUUUAUUUUGAUAUUCUUCCUGUGUGUCAGUAUUUUAUUGCACGGUAAAAGUGAGUUUACAGCUCGCUAAGCCUGCUCUGUGUGUGUGUGUGUUGUAGGUGCAGACACGCAGUGCUGAUGAGCCCAUGACCACAUUUGUUUUGUGUAAUGAGUGUGGUAACCGCUGGAAGGUAAGUCUGUCCCUGGCUUCCAUUUGAAUGAUGGAUAUCCUCUAAACUCAGGAAUCUUGUCUCAGAGUUAAUCGUUUGUUUCCCCUCUGUAUUUCAGUUCUGCUGA